ACACACAGUCGGACAGCCGCGCGCUCAGAGGAACUAGUUCUUGGAGUGGAGAGAGCGCGAGCACUUCAUUACAUCCACCAGCUGGAGGAAAUAUUCACCUGUGCGCUGCCGGGACGAAUUCACAAGGAUUUUUCCAUUAAUUUUAGCAGACUCUGUCUUUAAGGCGCAGUGAGGGGACACUUGACACAAGAAAUCUCUGUUGGACUCCCUCCCUGUCCUGUAGUCAAACAAGUUUAUUUCGCCUUGAGUGAGUGCGCUUCUACACAGAAACUAAACCGCGUCUGAAGGUUUCCAUUUGUACAUCUCUCCCGGAGAGACUGCGUGCCUGGUGUCAUAAAGGGGACCGUAAUCGACCAUGGCGAGACAUGACGCCCGAAAUUGGCAUGACUGCUCAAAAAUGAUCGGACUGCUCUGCUUGGUCGCUUCGAUACUUCUUCAACACGGAGCAUCAGGUCAGCGGGUAAAGGUGGAGCCUGAGGUGUCCUCAUAUCCCGGCCAAACGGUCAAGCUGCGCUGUGAAUUCACCGAUGCCACUGGGAUUCAGCUCACAAUGGUCACGUGGAUCUACGAGCCAAAGGACGCAGAAAGGAUCAACAUUGCUGUGUUUCACCCCAACUUUGAUCCCAACUACCCUGACUCGCCUGUGAAGGGCAGAGUCAGCUUCAUGGCCAGUCCACCAACACUGGGCAGUCCUUCCAUCCAGAUAAGUGAUGUUAGGAUGACCGAUGAGGGGAAGUACAUCUGCGAGUAUGCUACCUACCCCAGUGGCAAUGAGCAAGGCAUCACACAACUUGUCAUGCUGGCUAAGCCUCAGAACUCGGCCUCCGUCGUGACAGUGGAAGCGGGCACUAAGCCGGUCGCCGUGGCACGCUGUGAGUCUUUGGAUGGUCGCCCCGCUGCUCAGAUCAAUUGGGUGACCACAGCCAAUGGCAAUGCGACGACAGUGUCUAAGCCGGGUACUGACAACACUGUGACCGUGACCAGCGAGUACCGCAUGGUUCCCACAGCGGCAGACAACGGGAAAGACAUUAGCUGCGUGGUGAAGCACAGAACCCAAGUCAAACCAGAGAGCUUCCCGAUGAAGCUAGCAGUACAGUACCCCCCUCAGGUGACAAUAGUGGGUUACGACAAUAAUUGGUACGUGGGUCGUACAAAUGUGGUGCUAAUCUGUGAUGCUACCGCAAACCCUGUUCCGCUGACCACCCAGUGGAAGACGAUGUCAGGAGAGAAGCCAGACACAGUGCAGAUCACAGGCAAAGAGCUGAAGGUGCUGAAGGUGGACGAUGCUGUCAACACCACUUUUGUUUGUGAGGUCAAGAACCGCAUCGGGGUCGGCAGAGACCAGGUCACAGUCUUUGUAAGAGAGCCCUCAGUGAACCCAUCCAAUGCCGGCGUGGUGGCAGGAGCUGUGAUUGGCUCCCUGCUGGCCCUCCUCUUGGUUGCCGCUCUCAUCGCUGUGCUCGUCACCCGUAGCCGCAGGCAACAGCAGGGUUACCGCGCCAAUGGCGGCAGUGACAUGAAGACACGCAUAUUUGGGGGCGGCAAGAAGGCCAGCAAGAACGGCACAGGCGGAGGAACAGGUAGUGGUGGCGUCGGAGGUGGUAACAACAACGGGCCCAUCUACGUUUACAACGAGAGCUCGUCCCAUCAGGGCCUCGCAGAGAAAAACAACCACCACCAGCCGCUCACCAUGGGGGGCCGGCCCGAAGUUGUUGCCACGACACCCACUGCCCAAGAUAUCCUGCUGAGCAAUGAAUUAGACGACGCAGAGAGGAGGAAGUUUGAUGAGCUGGAGGAGGAGGAAAGGUAUGACCAUUUCAGUGGAGGGGCCCCCAUCCUUCAGCUUCGCCCACCGCAUGACCAGGACGAUAUGAUUGGAGGUUACCUGGAUGAUGACAUGGAGUCCCAGGGGGAUGGCUCUGUCAUCUCACGGACUGCUGUUUACGUAUAGAGGAGAAGAGGAAAGGAGGAGGAGAAGAAAAAAGGAGAGAUGGAGGAUUCCUCCUGAGGAUUUUGUGGCUCCAGGGGUCUCGUCCCUUUCUGAUAGAGAAGAGAAAAUGCUACCACUUUUAUUUUUGAAAAUUGAUUUUAAACAUAGUCUAUUAUUAAUCACAGUGCAGCCCCAGAAAUGGACUGAGGAGGGACAUUCUGAAAGGAGCGUUGCUGUUAUCUGGUCCCUAAGAAGUGAAAAUCAAACAGAGAAAAGAAACAACCUGCCUCCCACUGCUUCUGCUCAUGCUAUCGCUAUCACUGGGACCUUGACAAGGACUCUUGACAGACAGACUAAAAGAGAGAAACUAUGUAGUGUGGGAGUAGGAUAAUGGAAUCAUGAUACAAGCUUGGCUAUAGAGGAGGCAACUCACUUGCAUAUUCACUCUUAUCUUCACCAAAACAGUAGAAGUGGAAGGGGUUGUCAAGCAGUUGCGUGUUGCCUGCUAUUCUCAGUCCUCCUGUAGGAAAUCUUUUGUUUUGGUAAUACGUUGCGCUGUGACAGCUGGUGGGUAGUUAGUAGCUAGUGAUGGGUUGGGAGGAAGACAUUUGAAAGUAUAGACAGUAGCCAUCAGGUGAUUUAGAGAAGAGAACAGUGUGUUUGCUCAAGUCUACUGGUGAGCUUUUAUUCUGGCUGCUCAAGUCUACUGGCGGGCUUUCAUUCUGGCUCUCUCUGCCAUCCUCUCGAACUUCUCUGCAAAUUUAUCAGCGACGCUUGAAUCUACAAAAUUUAAAAGAACAUUAGGUCCUCGUGUGCUGCACAAGCACAAGAGCAGCCAAAUCUAUCAAAGUAAGUUUGCAGGAGAGUUCGAGCUCAGCUCUUAACAAGGUAUUCACAUGCAAACUUUUGUACAGUGCCUGGAGGUAAGAGACGAUAAACAAGAGAUGAGGGAAUGAGGUGUAGCCGAUCUGACAGGGUCAAGGGAUGGAGAGAGGGAUGCAGGAGGUGGAAGGACUAGAGAGGAGCACGUCUCUUCUUUUCUCUUCCUCCUCAUCCGCGUCUCUUCAGAGCGCUCCUGACAGGAGGAGCUUGAUUGGUAAUGAGCCGUGAAGUCGCUCGCUUAGCCGGGACCAACAGAUUGCCACCACUUAUCGUUUAUGACGUGGCGAUUUCUCCCCCUCCCACCUCUAUCUCUCUAUCAUCCCUCAGUCUCUCUCCCUCUCUCUCUUCAUCCCCCUCUCCCAGUGUUUAUGGGGAGUUUAUGAUUUAUCCGGUGGUGUCGAGGUCAGGGCCACAGAGAGCAGAGGAGUAUUUUACUGCUCCUGAUGUGUCAAACGCCCCACUUACUCUAUUCCAGCCCGGCCUGCCCUGACAUGCUAGGACUGACUAAUCCACCUGGAGUAGCCAUGUUCACUCCAUCCCAGCGCACGGACUCUACUGCCUCCUCCCACACUUCAGUAAAUGGCCGGAUGUAACAGAACCCCACCCGGAAAGUACUACGGCGUUAGGUUAGAUAGAUUUUCAAUAACAUCAUGUAAUAUUUCUUUCCAUUAGCGGAUGUUGUUAAAUGUAGUGAAUUGAUCGGGAGACAUAAAAGGUUGCGUCCACAGCGAAGCAAUGGGAGUCAUAUUGACUAACAGGCAACAAGCAGUGAAAUGGCCCUUUAUGAUGCAGCUUCAGGGCUGAUUGUCUCCUGACUGUUAAUUUAUCCUUCUAACGAGCCACCGGAGGCCCACUCAGGCAAAUGUUGCUCUGUGGCUACUGCAUGCUGCUGUCUUUGAGGCUCAGUUGUGUACAUCUGCAUGCGUCACUGUAUCUAUGUAGCCACUGGAUGACUGUGAUGGACAAUCUUGGAGAGAAGCUCUACAGUAGCUCCUCUAAUCAUGCUUUUCCCUGCCUUGUAAUCUUCUACCCUUUGACCCACUGGGAAUCUGUUGAGUGCGGCUCUCGAUGACUGUACUGCCCUCUUGCAAGGCCUGGCAAAGAUCUGGGUUGCAGUACGCUGCAGGUCAUAAGGUCAAAUGCAGGGUGACCUAUUGCUAAGAGCAAGGAAGGCUGCCUGCAAUUCCUAUCACAGUUGUUUUUUAACCUUGAGCUAUGGAGGUGAGAAACACUCAGUGCAAGUAUCUGCACAGGGUGAUGCAGUCCUAGUUUGCCAUUUUGAUGGCUGUUAACAUUCAGAGAGGCGGAGAGAGAACAGGAGAGGGACACAAGAGGCAUGUGACAAAAACAGAGACAGUGUUUGAGCACCAUCUAGCAUAUUGUAAGCCAGCGUGUUCAAUGGGAUUAUCAUCUAAUGGCCUUAGCUUCUACAUAAAUGCAACUCCUGUCAACCUGGGGUACAGUGAAUUUACGCAACACAGCUGAUUUGUCACAACCACUCAAAAAUUUAAAAAAAAAAAUGUAUUACUUAUUUUUGCACUUGUGUGUGUGUCACUGCUACAAAGAGAAAUAUGAGUGUAAUACGUGGUUUGGGGGGUCAAAAUAGCGAUAAGGGACAAAACUGUUGUAUGUACAUUUUGGUGUGAGGUAUCUGUGUACUAUAUAUGUAAGCAUCUUUAUUUUUCUUGUGAAAAUGUGGAUAUUUAUGAAAAUGUAAAUAUCAGAUUGAU
Epinephelus lanceolatus (giant grouper) is the source of this 4542-nucleotide messenger RNA. Its product is annotated as nectin-2. NCBI's taxonomy places the organism in Eukaryota, Metazoa, Chordata, Actinopteri, Perciformes, Serranidae. The record is from RefSeq and is a predicted model, not a curated record.